AUGUGUGGUAUUUGCUUUUGUUUGCAUACACAGCCCAAUGCAGCAGUUCCGAUUGACUAUACUCCAUUAAAUGCACGUGGUCCGGAUUUUCAAAAACAAUAUGGACCUAUCGCCUUCACCUCAGAUUUAUACAUAACAUUUGCAGUCAGUGUUCUUUCCAUUCGAGGCUUCAAACAAGAACAACCAUUCGUUGAUGAAGAUGGAAAUGUACUUAUAUACAACGGAGAAAUCUACGAAGCACCUUUUCAAAUUAAAGAAAGUGACAACGAUGGAGUACUUCUGUUUGAUCAUUUUAAACAAUGUUCUACAGAUAUGGAUAUUUGUCAAUUGAUAUCGCAGUUAGAAGGCUGUUUUGCUUUCAUUUAUUAUCAAAAACAAACCAGUUGUCUAUACUACGGACGAGAUCGUCUCGGACGACGAAGUCUCAUGUAUGCAAUGAUUGAUGAUAAUCAAUCGAAUUUAAAGAUGAUUUUGACUUCUGUUCGUCUCCAGCAAUUCUCAUAUACAGAACUUGACUCAAGUAUUCUUCAUAAACUAUCCAUCAAAUCAACGGACGGUACAUUUCAAAUUGAUACAAUUCCAUAUGUUAAACCAACAAUAAAUAUUAUUUGUUCUGAACCACCCGAUACUCUGCUAACUGAACUGGAAAAUGAUUCGAUAUUUCAAAAUAUCUCCACAACAUUUUUCAAUCAAUUGCAUGCAGCUGUUCGACGACGUCUUGCAAAUCUUCCGACCCUCUGCCGACGAUGUAAGCGGUUGACGGAUGGAACUCUUCGUCCAGAAAACGGUUGUCCACAUGCUAAAUUAGCAAUACUCUUCUCGGGUGGAAUCGAUUCCAGUGUGUUAACAGCGUUAGCUGACCGAAUUCUGCCAAGUAAUGAACCAAUUGAUCUACUCAACGUAAGUUUCUUCUCAGAUGUUCGAGCACCACCACCAGCAGAUCGGCAAACAGGUAAUUCGGAAGUGCUAGUUUGGGAAAAUGAUGUGCAUUUAGUGGUUUUAGGCUUACAAGCACUAACGGAACUUAAUACAGCUCGGCAAUGGAACUUUGUUCAAAUCGAUGUUGACGUAAAUGAACUUCGGCACUAUCGUGAAAAUGUUAUCAAAACAGUGAUUUAUCCGUGUUCAACUGUACUAGAUGACAGCAUUGGUAGUGCUCUGUGGUUUGCUGCUCGUGGCAGUGGGAAACUUCAUCCUGUCAAUACAAUUUACGAGAGUCCAGCAGAGGUGUUGUUAUCCGGUUUAGGCGCUGAUGAACAACUAGCUGGUUAUUCUCGGCAUCGAUCAACAUUUCAAGCACAUGGAUGGAAAGGACUGGAAAAUGAACUCGAAAUGGAAAUUAAUCGAAUUUCCAAACGAAAUUUGGGGCGUGACGACCGAGUGAUCAGUAGUUUAGGUAAAGAAGUUCGUUUUCCGUUUCUCGACGAACAAUUAGUGAAUUACCUUCGUUCCGUGCCGAUUUGGUACAAAGCGGAUUUACGUUUAGGACGUGGUACCGGUGAGAAAUACCUCCUUCGCUACAUCGCUUGUCACAAUCUGUCUCUGUUCCAAUCAUCGAAGUAUCCCAAACGUGCGAUACAAUUCGGUUCGCGAAUCGCGAAACUUGAAAACCGAAAAGAGAAAGCGUCCGAUCAAUGUUCAAGAUUAACAAUAGACGACGAAGAUUAA
Adineta ricciae is the source of this 1668-nucleotide messenger RNA. NCBI's taxonomy places the organism in Eukaryota, Metazoa, Rotifera, Eurotatoria, Adinetida, Adinetidae. The record is from the annotation of a GenBank genome assembly.